AUGGAGUCCGACACGAGCCGGGUGUCCAGCAGACCUUCCUCUCCGGAGGUGGACGACAUCUUCAUGUCCACGUUAAAGAAGUCCAUGCACGGUUUCUCCGGGACCGUGUCGUCCACUCAGAGCGACUCUCCGGAGGUGGGACUGCGCGGCCUUUCCGCGGCAGAGGAGGACGCACUGGCUUUGCGCAUGUCUAAAAAAGACCGCAAACUUCUGUCGGAGAACGAGCUGCAGUCCAUCCGCCUCAAGAUCAACAGCCGCGAGCGCAAGAGGAUGCACGACCUGAACGUGGCCAUGGACGGGCUGCGCGAGGUCAUGCCGUACGCGCACGGGCCCUCCGUGCGUAAACUGUCCAAGAUCGCCACGCUGCUGCUGGCGCGGAACUACAUCCUGAUGCUCAGCAACUCUCUGGAGGAGAUGAAGCGCCUCGUGAGCGAGAUCUACGGCAGCAGCGGGCACCACGGCGCCUUCCACCCGUCCGCGUGCGGCACCAUGACACACGCGGGCCCCGUGCCCACGCACCCUGCCUCCACUCACCCCGCGGUGCAUCACCCGCUGCUCCCGCCAGUGUCCAGCGCGUCUCUGUCGGCUCCUCUGUCCGUGUCCUCGGUCAGACCUCCGCACGGACUCCUCAAAGCGCCUCCCGCGAGCAGCUUCCAGCACUGGGGCGUGAGCGGCAUGCCGUGCCCGUGCAGCAUGUGCCAGGUCCCGCCGCCGCACGUGUCCUCCAUGGGCAGCGUGAGCGUGCCGCGGCUCGCGGACACCAAGUGA
This is a messenger RNA of Boleophthalmus pectinirostris (great blue-spotted mudskipper), 768 nucleotides long. RefSeq names its product oligodendrocyte lineage transcription factor 2 (gene olig2). The transcript has a single exon. Gene Ontology annotation, biological process: neuron differentiation; regulation of DNA-templated transcription; oligodendrocyte cell fate specification. NCBI's taxonomy places the organism in Eukaryota, Metazoa, Chordata, Actinopteri, Gobiiformes, Gobiidae. The record is from RefSeq and is a predicted model, not a curated record. Bases 1 to 768 code for a protein of 255 amino acids. Gene Ontology annotation, molecular function: protein dimerization activity; DNA-binding transcription factor activity.